AUGAAGCCACUUAAAGGACGGCAUUGGAUCUAUACGGAGUUUGCGCUGGAACCCACGACAAUUACCCAAAGCGUGUAUCAAUAUGCGCAGCCGGAGAAGUGUCCGUCGACGGGGAGGAUCCACUACCAGGGAUUCCUCUCCUUCGCAUCUCCCCGGUAUGCGCAUGGCGUCUUAAACCUCUUCGCCACCCGCCCGCAUCUGGAGAUGUGUCGAGAUGCUCGGCGUGCACUCGCUUACUGUCGAAAAGCAGAAAGUCGGUGUGGCCCUCCAUUGGAGCGCGGCCAUUGUCCGCUCGAGACGGUCGAAAACGAUCCAGCGUGGUGGUUGGAAUUGUCCGACGGCCAGUUGUGGCAAAACUAUCCGCAGUGGGCCAGCAAACACGCGGCCGGUCUACGAAGCUAUCGGUGUCUCGAAAAGGGACCCACUAAGCCCCGACCUCCUCCCAAGGUGUAUGUGUUGUGGGGCGCGAGUGGAACUGGGAAAACGGCUGCGAUACUCCAGAAGACCACCGACUUCUACACGAAGGGUAACCCAUAUUGGGACGGCUACAGUGGUCAGCGAAUAGUUGUAUUCGAUGGUGUCGCUGCCGACAACGUUCCCCCCUUCACUCACUUGAUGCGAUGGCUGAGCUGUGCUCCGUUGAUGGUCCCCAUAAAGGGAGGACAAACAUGCCUGAGAGCGUCGACGUUUAUGUUCUGCUCUCACUCGCACUACUCGGAGUGGUGGGAACUCGGAGAUUUGAGCCCGAUGGAGCAACGAAUCACACGGAUUUUUCACUUCACGCGCCCCGUCAAUGAGCCAGAUGAGGCUCGAGAGACAUUUGCCUCGGAAAUUCAUCUCUAG
Molecule: messenger RNA, 843 nt
Organism: Gregarina niphandrodes
Lineage: Eukaryota; Apicomplexa; Conoidasida; Eugregarinorida; Gregarinidae
Product: replication protein
Exons: 1
Coding region: 1-843 (280 amino acids)
Biological process (GO): DNA replication
Molecular function (GO): RNA binding; DNA endonuclease activity, producing 5'-phosphomonoesters; nucleotidyltransferase activity
Source: RefSeq, a predicted model, not a curated record